Suricata suricatta (meerkat) is the source of this 6037-nucleotide messenger RNA. It is a transcript of the gene CHDH, whose product is annotated as choline dehydrogenase. Gene Ontology annotation, molecular function: choline dehydrogenase activity; flavin adenine dinucleotide binding. NCBI's taxonomy places the organism in Eukaryota, Metazoa, Chordata, Mammalia, Carnivora, Herpestidae. Gene Ontology annotation, cellular component: mitochondrial inner membrane. The coding region runs from base 135 to 1940 and encodes 601 amino acids. The record is from RefSeq and is a predicted model, not a curated record. The transcript is spliced from 9 exons.
UGCCACCGCCGCUCUGCCGUCCCAGCUGCCGAGGACACUCCACAACAGUGCGUGGGCUGGCACUGGUGGCCCGGAAUCUUGCCAUAAUCUGGGUGUGAGGAACAGUGAAUCAUCACACUCCGUUCGGUGGAGGCAUGAGGACUUGGGCGGGAAGCAUGUGGGGUGUCCUGCGAGGUUGGAGAAGAGGGUGUCUGGGCGCAUGGAGCACCCUGGGGCGGCAGCAGCCCCCCAGCGUCCGCGCCCUGGCCAGCGCGGGCUCCGGGCCCCGGGACGAGUACAGUCACGUGGUGGUGGGGGCGGGCUCGGCGGGCUGCGUGCUGGCCGGGCGGCUCACCGAGGAUGCGGACCGGCGUGUGCUGCUGCUGGAGGCGGGGCCCAAGGACACGCUCGCUGGCAGCAAGCGGCUCUCCUGGAAGAUCCACAUGCCCGCAGCCCUUGUGGCCAACCUGUGCGAUGACAGGUACAACUGGUGCUACCACACGGAGCCGCAGCCAGGCCUCGACGGCCGCGUGCUGUACUGGCCGCGCGGCCGCGUCUGGGGCGGCUCGUCGUCGCUCAACGCCAUGGUCUACAUCCGCGGGCACGCAGAGGACUACAACCGCUGGCAGCGGGAAGGCGCGGCCGGCUGGGACUACGAGCACUGCCUGCCCUACUUCCGCAAGGCGCAGAGCCACGAACUGGGCGCCGACAGGUACCGCGGCGGCGAAGGGCCGCUGCACGUGUCCCGGGGCAAGACCAACCACGUGCUGCACCGCGCCUUCCUGGAGGCGGCGCAGCAGGCUGGCUACCCCCUCACUGAGGACAUGAACGGUUUCCAGCAAGAAGGCUUCGGAUGGAUGGACAUGACCAUCCACCAAGGCCAGCGCUGGAGCACAGCCUGUGCAUAUCUGCACCCAGCACUGAGCCGCCCCAACCUCACCGCAGAGGCCCAGGCGUUUGUGAGCAGGGUACUGUUUGAAGGCACCCGUGCAGUGGGUGUGGAGUACAUCAAGAACGGCCAGAGCCACCGGGCUUACGCCAGCAAGGAGGUGAUUCUGAGCGGGGGCGCCAUCAACUCUCCGCAGCUGCUCAUGCUCUCCGGUGUCGGCAACGCAGACGACCUCAGGAAACUGGGCAUCCCGGUGGUGUGCCACCUUCCCGGAGUUGGCCAGAACCUGCAAGACCACCUGGAGAUAUACAUCCAGCAGGCAUGCACCCUCCCCAUCACCCUCCAUUCAGCCCAGAAGCCCCUGAGGAAGGUCCGGAUUGGUCUGGAGUGGCUCUGGAAGUUCACAGGGGAUGGAGCCACAGCCCAUCUGGAAACAGGUGGGUUCAUCCGGAGCCAGCCUGGGGUCCCUCACCCGGACAUCCAGUUCCAUUUCCUGCCAUCCCAAGUGAUCGACCACGGGCGGGUCCCCACCCAGCAGGAAGCUUACCAGGUACAUGUGGGGACCAUGCGGGGCACGAGUGUGGGCUGGCUCAAACUGAGAAGUGCCAACCCCCGGGACCACCCUGUGGUUCAGCCCAACUACUUGUCAACAGAAACUGACAUUAAGGACUUCCGACAGUGUGUGAAGCUGACCAGAGAAAUUUUUGCCCAGAAAGCCCUGGAACCAUUCCGGGGAAGAGAGCUCCAGCCAGGAAGCCACGUGCAGUCAGAUAAAGAGAUAGACGCCUUUGUGCGGGCGAAAGCGGACAGCGCCUACCACCCCUCGUGCACCUGUAAGAUGGGCCAGCCCUCUGACCCCACCGCCGUGGUGGACCCACAGACCAGGGUGCUUGGAGUGGAAAACCUCAGGGUGGUCGACGCCUCCAUCAUGCCCACUGUGGUCAGCGGCAACCUUAACGCCCCCACCAUCAUGAUCGCAGAGAAAGCAGCCGACAUCAUCCGGGGGAGGCCUGCACUCCGGGACAAGGACGUCCCCGUCUACAAGCCCAGGAGCCUGGCCACCCAGCGCUGAGGCAGUCACUGCCUGAGAAGCCUCCUGACAGGCCAAGAGGGUCAGCACAGUCCCUGCCCUCAGUGCCCUUGCCUGAAACUGUCUAGAAUGUUAGGAUUCAAUGCUGAGAAUGGGUAAUCUCUUAGGGUGGGAGACCAGUAUCAGGGCAGUGAAGCAGGGUUCUUUUCCCCAGCAUUUUCCUGUGGGCCCCUCCCCCUGCCUCCUGAAGGGACAGCAGAGGGGACCAGGGGUCAGGCCAGUGGAGGAGGGUGGCUAACUCCUGCCAUGGCCUUGUCUUAAUAGUCCAGGACCUGGUUGGACUUGAGGGACAGGGUUCUCUCCCAGGCCCCCCUCUUAAUUAAGGCAAGCUACUCCAAGAGUAGGGUGCUGUGCCCAGAGGCUGGGUGCUGGCUAGACCACACCGGGUCCUUGGGGUGGGGGGCACCCCCGGCUCAGGCUUCAUGCAAGCUGCCUGCCGGGACGAACACAGGCUUCCCUUGCACUUCCCGAUGCCACUCCCUGUUGGGUCACUCUGAGGGCCCACCUCUCCAGUGCUCUGGGUCUUACUAAACACAGCCCGAUGGGAAGACUUCUGGACCUUGUUCAAAAGAAGCUUCUGGAGAGUCUCUUUGCUACCAUAGGUUUCGUGAUUUAGCAUUUUAAAAGAUUUUCCCAUUACCAGGGAAACCUAAAAACCCAGAGCAGACCCCACAGACCAGACUGCUGCUCCACACCAAAGCAGCCAGCCCAAGAGGACCGUGUCCUUCAGCCUGGGGACGUGACUCAUAGCGGACAAGGCCGGCCAAUUCGUAUUCCGCAGACAUCCACAGGAACGGACUGGAUGGAGCCGAGGCAGACAGAAAAAGCUGUCAAGUUACACUAGGUACCUGAUCUUGUAAAAGUGCAAUUGAGUGAAAGAAAAAAUCAGUUGGCAAAGAUUUGAGUUUCCGGAGGAGGGGAAAGAAACAGAUACAAGCAGCAUUUAAAACAGCUCAUUGAUCUUUAAAAGUCUAUAAUCCGAUAAUGUAAUCUAGUAACUUCUUUUUGAAGGGAGAUGUCUUAGCCAGACUGUUCUCACAGGGUAAUGAAAAUUAAAUGCUAUUUGGAUGGAUUUUUCGCAAGAUUUCCAAGGCCAUGGAAACCAGCUGCGCUAGACCCAGAACAAGGAGGGGAGGAAAAUGGGGGCGUUCCAGGCUUCCCCCCAGGAUCAGAGUGGAUCAAGGUGGCUUGGAGGCCAGACAGCCACAACUUGUAUUUGUGAGAAAGACCUUCCAGAAAGAUGGAAAGAAGAACCAUGAUACCUCUCCUACCUUUAAAAUUUUUAAGUGGCUCUGGUUUAAUCUUACCUGUAUCUUGCUGUAUAUUCUGUCCCAAGGGAGGGUCUAAAUCUGCCAAGAGAUUGAUUUCUCCUAGAGAUUCCCUCUGUACCAUGUAUCCAUGGUCCCCAACCAUCACCCUCAGGGCCUGGGAGCCGCCUGCAGGGGUGGAAGAAGAGCAGAGGGCAGUUACCAACCUCACUGUUCUGAGGGCCAACAAGGAACCAGUUAGGUGGGUGGAGGGGUCCAGGCCUGCCCGUGACCGUGCUGACCUUGCCUCAUGUGGGGAGGCCCCGGGACACAGCUGUUCCAUUCUGUGGUGGGCUCCAUCUCUGAAGCAAUGGCUGCUUUGCUCCUGUUGAUGGUCGGGUCAGCAGAAUGGCCCGUGGGGAGAGGAGGCAUGUGACCCUGAAAGGGCUGGACUGCGCCUAGGCCCUUCUCCCACCCUUGGUCACCGAGCCUCGUCCCAUAUGAUCUCACAGUUUAGCCGGAUCCAGAAACAGAGGAGACUGAGAGUGUUCUGUAUUGAGGCCUCACAGAAGUGAAAGCAGACCCCUGUGCAGUCGGGGUCCAGCCACAGGACAGAAUUAUGUGCUUUGAAGCAGCUCCUCGCUUGAGCCAGGACAGGUGAGCAGCCAUCUAGUGGAGCGGAACAGUGGCCCAUGUCACAACAGUGGGCUGUCUCAAAGUUCCAUUGCCACGAGGGAACCUUCGGCUUCAGAAGGAGGGCUGUUGGCUGAGGAAGCCAGAGAGGAGAAAAGUGUCCAUCGGUUUAGGGUUAGGGAGGCUGAGCCACAGUCAGGAGUCCUUUGGGGACCCCCCCCCCACCCACCCAGCCACCCAGACCAGGCCGACACUCAGCCCUGAGAGGAAUCACUUGGCACAGGAUACCUAACAUAACGGAAGAAUGUACUUUUCAAAAAAUGGCUGAGAAAGUGCAACAGCUGUGUAUAUACCUGAAUGGGCUCUGGGCAUGGACAUACCCUUUGAAGAAGAUGGUGUUCAGGUGGCUGCAUCAGCAGAAGGCUCUUCCUGGUAGAACGGAGGCCAGACCGCUCAGGAACGGGAAUAGGAGCCGCUCACCAGCAGCAUGACUGGGAAAUGGAAGGUCCUAGAAGCCAGACUGUGGGACUCCUCAUUUCCAUAAAUUCAAAUAGAGUCUCCUCUCCAGCCAAACCCUGUUCUUCCCCACAAAGGCCAUUUCCUGUUUCUACCAACUUAACAUCAGAUCUAAUAUCUACAUCCUCUUCUUAAGAAAAACAAAAAAAACCUAGAGGAAAAUACAUGCCUUCUCCACCAGCCCUGUUCUGAGACCCAGGCCAUCUCCCGGUUUCUCUCCUGCCACUGUGCCCACAGGGUGGCUGCGAGGCCACGCUCGCUGGUGCUGCCUUGUUGGGGGCAAGGGCCCGAGGCCUGCUCCCCAUUCUCCCCUGCCCUCUGAGGCCCCCGGGAAAGAAGGAAUAUUAUUUUGGACAAAUAAAAACGUCAACAGACGAGAGCUCUGUGGCUGACUAGUUUUUAGAACAAACCUGCUGCCCACAACGGAAACCUCUGCAGGAAGACAAGCAGUUGGCAGACACUGAAGACCAUCGAAAAUGACGUGAAAUGAACUUCCCUGGCUCCUCUUAGAAGUGUGGGGCCGGCAGUAAGGCAGGUAACGCCUACCCUGUGUGGUGCCCUGUGUACCGAGAAGCUUCCGGCCUCGGGCAGACUCUGAAACAGCCAGGCUAUCUGGCCAGGCCGCCAGAGUAGAAACCAGAGAGAACACUUAAGGAGGAUCCUGCUCAUUGGUAAAUCAUUAAAUCAGAGCUGCUGUAUCUAUUUGUGAUAUUAUGAAAAACACAAGGAACCAAAUGUACUAUGUUUAGGGGGUGGGAGGAGGCCCCAAAAGGAGAGACAUUUAAUCUUCAAACUUCCCUAAAACAAAGGAAAAAACAACACCGCAUCCUCUGUGACUUCAAUUGUUUUUUUAUACAAAGAACAAUUUAAUGGUCGAUGGGAACCAGGCUUAAAGCAGACCUGUUAAGAGCAGGACAGUCUGUAAAAAUGCCAGUUUUUAAGUCCUGACUGGAAAAGAAUGUGGCCUGCACUGGAAAACCCCAUCCUGGGAGGGCAGUGUGGGCCACUGCAGAGUCACAGUAAGAACAAUGCCCAGCGAAGGUGACAGGAAAGUGGGCUGGCCUCUAGGAGAGGUUGCUCUGCAGCUGGUGUUAUUGCUGCGUUAAGUAGUGAGCUGCGAAGCUAAGACAGUUACACAGUGACAGAACCGCCCUCGCCAGAGUGUCCGCCGCACCAGAUCUUUGCAAGGAGAGCUCCCUAACACAAUAAAAUUAUUCCACAGUUUUGUUCUGAAGAACAUUUUGCAUUUUAAUUAAAAAAAUUUUUUUAUGUCAGGAAAGAGUCAUUUACAAACCCGGAAGUGUUUUUUGCCUGGAUCUGGAGUAAGAAUGUCUUAAGAAGAGGUUUGUAAGAUCUUCAUAACAAAGUGUCGUUAUUUACAAAACAGAACAAAAAACCCCAAACCCAAAACAUUAACAGGUCGUGUAGGUAAUAUUUAAAAAUUUUGAACCAAAAACUGCUACCUGUAUUUUUGACCGCAGGGACUCCCUGCCAAGGUAAGUCCACAAAGUCGGCGUGAUUCUUUGAAAAGAAAAGGAAGCCUGGGUGGGUCGAAUGGUCCAGAAGUGGGUUUUCAUCAGGACGUACAACUAGGGAGUGAGUACGUUCUAAUGAAAACGUCAGCCCUCAUUCAGUUGCAUAUAAAAGCCUUCAGAGAGAACACACAGUACAGCAAGGUUUUGU